AUGUUUCUCAUUGUGCGGCGAGUCGUUGAGUUCUGUGACAAUUUGGACAAGAAUUGGAGUCAUCCACUGUCGCAGUAUCCGAUCAUCCGGAGUCCGCUGUCCGUGGUGGCAAUUGUGGCGCUGUACUUGCUGUUUGUGUACAAAUGGGGCCCGCGGAUGAUGAUGGACCGGAAGCCGUUCAGGCUACAGCGCACCAUUAUUGUGUACAAUGUCGUGCAGGUGCUCCUCAAUGCGUACAUCUUCCUGGAGUCGAGUCACCUGUUCGUGCGCAUGUACAGCCUCAAGUGUCAACCUGUGGACUACAGCGUGACGCCGAGCACGCUGCGACUGGCGCGCGUGAGCUACAUCUACUGCCUCAUCAAGAUGUUCGACUUCCUGGACACAGUAUUCUUCGUGCUGCGCAAGAAGAGCCAGCAAGCGUCCUUCCUCCACAGCUACCAUCACGCCGCCAUGGCGAUCGUGUGCAGCUUCCUGUACAAGUUCGUAGCCAACAGCCACUUCAUCUUCAUGGGCAUAAUCAACGCCUUCGUGCACACCGUUAUGUACUGCUACUACGGCCUGGCGGCCGUUAAUCCCGACUACAGGAAGAGCAUUUGGUGGAAGAAAUACAUCACGCAGCUGCAGAUGUUCCAGUUUGGCAUCAUCUUCCUGCACCUCACGUCUGGCUUUGUGUCCAAUUGCGGCCUGCCCAGGAUUCUACUGGCGCUCCUCAUGAUCCAGACGCUCUUCAUCACGCUCAUGUUUGGCGAAUUCUACUACAAGAACUACAUAAGGAAGCGCCCGGCGAAGGCACUCAACUAG
Phlebotomus argentipes is the source of this 801-nucleotide messenger RNA. RefSeq names its product elongation of very long chain fatty acids protein AAEL008004-like. The transcript is spliced from 2 exons. Gene Ontology annotation, molecular function: fatty acid elongase activity. The coding region runs from base 1 to 801 and encodes 266 amino acids. NCBI's taxonomy places the organism in Eukaryota, Metazoa, Arthropoda, Insecta, Diptera, Psychodidae. Gene Ontology annotation, cellular component: endoplasmic reticulum membrane. The record is from RefSeq and is a predicted model, not a curated record. Gene Ontology annotation, biological process: fatty acid elongation, saturated fatty acid; fatty acid elongation, polyunsaturated fatty acid; fatty acid elongation, monounsaturated fatty acid.